AAAGCUGGUCAUAGAUGAACAGAGCGGCAGCUCAAUCUCAUUUUUAUUUAGAUCAUAAGUGCGUAAAGGGAAGUGGUUUGUGGGCAGAAACACAACUGCUGCUGUUUAUGUGUAGAUGAAGGACACUUCACAUAAAAACUCAGACCUCAUGGACAUGUGAUCAAAAGGUUGUGCUUUAAACCUGGGCAGACAUGAAAUGUUUUAAGUGCACUGAAGAAAAAUGCUCGUCAGUAAUCGGUUAUCUUUGAUUCUGCUCAUUUUCUCUGGUGUGUUUGGUGCGGAGACAGAUGAAAUCAGGAUGAUAUCAGUGAAGACUGGAGAUUCUGUAGUAUUACAUACUGGUGUUCGUGAGAUUAACAGAGAAAAGCAGAUACUGUGGCUGUUUGGAGCUGAGGAUCCAGACACUCUCAUUGCUGAAAUCUACAAGCUGAGCAUCUCAAUAUAUGACACUUAUGAGGGACUUAAAGACAGACUGCAGAUGGACCAGCAGACGGGAUCUCUCACCGUCAGAAACAUCACAACCAGUCACUCUGGACUCUAUACGGCACAGAUUAUGAACUCCAUGACCACAUUUAAAAGAUUCAGUGUUAUGGUUUAUGGCCCUGUCUCGUUGCCUGUCAUUGAGAGCAGCUCACAGGUCAGCGAGUGUCUGAUAUCUGAUGGAGGGUUUUCUUCUGCAGUGAUGUGUUCAGCUGAGAAUGGACCAGAAGUCUCUCUGUCAUGGUAUAAAGGGAGAGAACGACUGAAUCAGACCAGCAGUCCUGACCUCAGCGUCACUCUGUCUCUCCCGCUGGAGAUAAGAAAUAAUGACGUCUUUCAUUGUGUGGCUGCUAAUCCAGUCAGCAACAAGACGACACAAUUCAGCUUCCAGGAACACUGUCUGCUAAAUACAGAUUCCAGUCACUCCUGUGGUUUUACUGAAGCUGUGAUCCGAUUGGUCAUCUCUGCUCUGGUGGGCGUGGCUACUGUUGCUAUGCUGUUUUAUGAUAUCAGAUCUUGAAAGAAGUAGACAACAGUCCCUAAAUGUCCCAGUGAAAUAUAAAGUAAAUAAACAUG
Molecule: messenger RNA, 1056 nt
Organism: Carassius carassius (crucian carp)
Lineage: Eukaryota; Metazoa; Chordata; Actinopteri; Cypriniformes; Cyprinidae
Product: hepatocyte cell adhesion molecule-like
Exons: 5
Coding region: 221-1000 (259 amino acids)
Source: RefSeq, a predicted model, not a curated record